UCUGAUUAGAAACAGGCUACGAAGUGGGUUACGUGAAUGCUUUUAAUCGGACAGCAAACAGUUGAACAUUAGCACUAAAUAAUGAGAAAAUUCGCAAAAUAUUGGCGAGAUUCGGCUAGUCUGUUGAUUCUGGCCCGGGACGGCAAUCGAGUGGCUACCAAAAACGAGUAUAACUAUAAGGUACUGGUAUUCAAGCGAACCGAGAAGACGUCGUUUAUGCCCAAUAGUAUUGUGUUUCCCGGUGGAGCGUUCGAUAAGCAAGAUGAAAAUCCCCAGUGGAAUGGAGUUUUCUCGCGGAAAGGAGUUUCGAGAGAACUGUUGCAAAAUUUAACCGAAGUUUCCGGUCCGAGACCGUUCAUUUUCGAAAAUGAUAGUGCAGAAGUGCUAGAUAGGAACAUCUCACUUCGGCUAGCGGCGCUCAGGGAAGCAUUCGAAGAGCUGGGAGUGCUAUUGGGGCAGAAGCCAGGUCAAGUAGGGCUGAACGCAACAGGUUACAGCAGUGCCGUGGGAGAUUUCGAUAUUCCCUCUCAUCAAAAAGGUGUCCACGAUAGUGAAACGACCUUUAUGGAGCUGUGCAACAAGCUGGGCAUCGUUCCGGACGUCCUCAACAUGUACGAAUGGUCCGUCUGGUUGACUCCGGCAAUGUUCCGAAAGCGAAGGUUCGAAACGGCAUUCUACCUUGUGGCACUGAAUGAGAAACCUGCGGUUCAUGCAGAACCCCAUGAAGUGCAUGAAUACAUGUGGGACACUCCUGCCGGAUUGCUGAAAGCGCAUCGUGAGGAAAAGCUGUGGCUCGCUCCACCGCAGUGCUACGAACUGACCAGACUGGCUCACCUGUACGAUAUCGACGAAAUUGUUCGCUUUGCCAAGGAGAGGAAUCACAAGGGAAGUGAACUGUUUUGCCCCGUUCAGUUCAAGUGUACGGAUGCGGCCGUGUUUCUGCUGCCGGGCGAUGAUCUUUAUCCGAAGGACUAUGACUACAUCACGUUGCAUGAUUUUGAAACUCACAAGGACCUCUCGGCGGAGCAGCUACGGCAGAUGGCGAAAAAUUGGCAUCGGACGGAACAUACGGGACUGCAUGCACAGAAGUACUAUCAGAACGUUGCCCCAUUAAAUGGUCAUCUGAGUCUUGACGGUGAAAAUAAGCAUUUAUCGAAGUUGUAAAGGGAGAAUUGGCGAUUGCAUGUAUCGACGCAUCUUGUGGUUAAGGAUUUGUUAUAGGUAGUACAUUUUUAAUAUGCUCAAUAUAUGUUUGAAACAACUUGUUUACCUUGACUUGGAAAAUUAAACACCUAUUUGGCAAGGAAGGAGCGUUCGGAUCACAUCCAUUGCAGUCUUCUACGGUUAACCUAGAUACUUUUAAUAUGUUCAGGAUUCAUGAAAAGCUCAGGAUUUUGCUGCAACACAAACACUGCCUUGCAGGUCAAUCAUUGUAGAUAAUAAAUAAACUACCGUGUAGAAGAUUCAUA
Messenger RNA from Ochlerotatus camptorhynchus, 1469 nucleotides. RefSeq names its product acyl-coenzyme A diphosphatase NUDT19-like. The record is from RefSeq and is a predicted model, not a curated record. Gene Ontology annotation, molecular function: hydrolase activity, acting on acid anhydrides, in phosphorus-containing anhydrides. Lineage: Eukaryota; Metazoa; Arthropoda; Insecta; Diptera; Culicidae. Gene Ontology annotation, cellular component: mitochondrion. The coding region runs from base 82 to 1164 and encodes 360 amino acids. The transcript is spliced from 4 exons.